This is a messenger RNA of Schistosoma spindalis, 4992 nucleotides long. The record is from the annotation of a GenBank genome assembly. NCBI's taxonomy places the organism in Eukaryota, Metazoa, Platyhelminthes, Trematoda, Strigeidida, Schistosomatidae.
UUUUAAUCUCACUACCUACAGCUGAAUUAGGUGACUACACUGCUGAAGAAUGUCGACCGGGUUAUGUGAACCAUUUCCGUUUUGUACAAAACCAAAAUGCCGACUUUGAAGCACAAGCAUCUGAAUGGCAUCGUAAAUCAAGUACCCUCUUACCUGCAGCUGCUGAAUUAGAAUACCUUAAUGUGGUUCGUUAUCUGGAUCAUUAUGGAGUUAAAAGUCAUGUGGUUAAAGAUGAACAACAUAACCUUCAAACAAUCACCAUUGGAGUAUCUUUUAUUGGAAUAAGUUUAUUUCGUGAUAAUAAAAUGUUACAACAAUAUUCUUGGGAUAACAUUUCGAAAAUCAAUUUCAAGGGAAAACGAUUCACAAUACAUUUUAAAACGAGUUCAAAAUCAAUGAAUGGUCAUGUCACUUCUAUUAGUGGAUUAACUAGUCCAAUCAUAAAUUUUGAAAGUGAAUUAAAACAACAUUAUCGUUUUCCAUCAGCUGUAAGUACUAAAUUAUUUUGGCAAUAUGCAGUUAGCUGUCAUGCAUUUUUUCGUGUUCGUGAACCAAAUUCUACAACACAACGUAAAUUUACUACUGGUUUAAAUCAACAAACAUCAUCAACUAUAUCAGCAACAGCGCUUUAUGCAGCUAUGUCAAGAAUUGCUAGUGGUUUCCAGCGUUAUUUUUCAAUCACUAGACGAAGUAGUCUUUCAACUGCUACUCCUAAUGGUCCAGUUGGUGGAGUCGGUCGUACUUUAUCUACACUAAUGGAAUUAAGACGCAGCUCCCGGGCCUUUGAUCGUAGUUUUUCAAGAACACAUAGUAGGCGAAGUAAUCCUCUACCUCAGGUCAAUUCAAUUCCAAUCGCAUCACCUUCAUUCAAACCGGAUAGUUCAACUAGUUUAUUGUCUGGAAAUCCUAUAGAUUCAAUUAAUACAACUGGAAAUCAAUCAAAAUCUUAUGCUCAAAUCCCUCCUGGUGCAAAAAUUACUGGCUCUGCCAGUAGUGGAAUAUUAAGUGACAGUAAAAUAACACGUUCCAGCUAUCGUAGCAGUACUAAUCAAAACCGCGAAUCAAAUAACGUUCUAUCAUCGCACACAUCAAUUAAUACUAGUGGUAAAGCAAAGAAGUUAACAACAGAUAUAGAAAAUUCUACUAAUAUCAUUCGUUUAUCUAGUCAUUCAAAACAGAAUUGUAAUGAGAUAUCAUCUCAAAGGAAUCCAACUAAUAUAACACCUAAUCAUUUAGAUAAACCUGUUCGACCUAAAUCAUUUAAAAUAACUAGCCCAGUAAAUAGUGUUACUGGAGGAACUACACGAGUCAGUCAACGACGUCAACACAACCAACAGUCGUCUGUUCCUCUUCAAAACCAACACCAAGAAACGAAUUCCUCUAGCCAUCAACAACACCAAAACCAUUCUACUGUUGUCAAUGAUUCCAAAAUUUUGUCUAAAAAAUCUCAGAAACUACAAAUGAUUGAAAAUGUUGAGUAUAAAGAAACAGACACCGUUGAUGCUACAAUUAACAGUAAUUAUACAAAUAAUCAAGAAUUUGAUAAGGAUGAAACUACUGCUUAUUGGAAUACACGCAGAUUACAACGUUUUCAAGCAAAUAAUAAUAAUAAUCUUUUCUUUAGUACGAGUACAGCCUCAACAAUACCAAUGACAGUAACAGCAUCGACAUCCACACCAAUAACAACAUUGAGUAAUUCAAAUUAUUCAAAAACUCAUUCCGUCUCUAAUAUAAAUAAACAUGACGACUCUGGUGAGAAUGAUUAUGUUAGUUAUAACCGUACGGUUAGGCGUGUUGAUGAAGACCCGCAAUACUUAAAAUCUUCACGUGUAUCCUUGAAUAAUGCACUGAAUCGUUCAAACAAUUCAUCUCGCAAUCAAUUAAAUCAUUCUAUCAAAGGUCAUGAUCAAUCUAUUAAUCAGAAAAAAGAGCAUUCAGAUGUAAUAAACAACAAUGAAGUUGAAGUCGAUAAUUCCCAACACACACGUAAUAAAGGUUUAAAUAAAGAUCCAUUUCAUCCAGGUGCCCCAGACGUUGAAAAUUCACUUCACCCACCUGAUGAAAUUAAUGAAUUAAAUUCCGAAGGACUAGUCCGUAUUUCCAUCAGACCUGACAGUCAUGGACGAUUUGGAUUCAACGUAAAAGGUGGGAUUGAUCAUGGAAUGCCGAUUAUAGUUAGUCGUGUUGGUGCUAAUAUGCCUGCUGACCUAUGCAUUCCUAGACUUUCAGAGGGUGAUCAAAUCUUAUUCAUCAAUCAUAAAGAUGUUUCAAACCAGACCCAUUUACAGGUUGUAAAUAUGAUACGUGCUGCAAGUGAACAAAAUUAUGGUACACUUGAGCUUUUAGUUAAACCAAGUGACUAUGUAACAGAUGAUGUAAACGAUGACAAUCCUAUCCCAGAUUCUGGAGAUGCUCCUCCAGUUCCACCUAGAUCUUAUAACUCAUCUAUCCGUCGACCAACACUUUCUUUAGAGAAAUUUGCAAGAAAUUCAAAACGUUUAACACGUUUUUCAUUUAAAUCAUCAUCAUCAAAUAAUGCAAUGGAUCGAGAUCAUAACAAUAGUAUCGUACAUAGAUAUUCUUUUUCUGGUUCAACAUUAUUAGAUUCAAUGAUAGAAUUAGAAUGUCAUUUAGCUGAUGGAUCAUUGUUAAAUCAAUUCGAACAUCUGCCUAGAAGAAAAUCUGGUCUCACAAUGAAUGUGUCUCGUUUAAGCGAGAAUUCAAUAAAAAAUCGUUAUCGUGAUAUUUCACCAUAUGAUCAAACUCGUGUCAUAUUAAAACAAGGAUCUGGAGAUUAUAUCAAUGCUAGUUUUGUAAAUAUGGAAUUCCCAAAAUGUGGAGUAAAUCUUCGUUAUAUCGCAGCUCAAGGCCCAUUACCAAAUACUUAUGGUGAUUUUUGGCAAAUGUGCUGGGAACAACAAGUUUGUUUAAUCGUUAUGUUGACAGCUAUAAGUGAACGUGGUCGAGCAAAGUGUCAUCAGUAUUGGCCAGAUCUUAAUCAUACAGUAAACUUUUCUGUUUCUUCAAGUCCCAGGAUUUCACAGUCCCGUAGUUCAACAGAUCUACAAUUGAAAACUGUACGAGAGGAGAUUAUUACUGAUAUUGCUUAUCGGGAAUUCGAUAUUACUCAAAUUCCUUCACAUCGUGCCUCUUUGCAAUCAGUGUUAAGGAAACAAACAGAAACACGUCGUAUUUCACAACUUCAAUAUAUCAGUUGGCCAGAUCAUGGUGUACCAAAUGAUACUGAUCAACUCAUAUCAUUUGUAGAACAAGUUCAACGAAUUCGUGGCAAAAAUCAUGCACCAAUAGUUGUGCAUUGUUCUGCUGGUAUUGGUCGAACUGGUGUACUAAUUGCUAUUGAAACAUCAAUUAAUUUAAUGGAAUGUAAUUAUCCAGUUAAACCUUUAGAGUUAGUUCAACGAAUGCGCGAACACAGAGCUAUGCUUAUUCAAACCACUGGUCAAUUUCAAUUUGUAUGUGAAACUAUUCUCAAGGUCUUUCAUCGCAACCAUGCUGAAAAUUUGCUCAAGGAUUCCACUAUUAUAACAAACAAAUCUUGAUAAAUUAUUUGUAGAAAACAAAAAUAAUUCAAAGAAUCAAAUGUGAAUUUUUCUAUACAUUAACAUUUUAAAAUCCCACCAUUGAUACCUACUCUCACUUAAAAUAUUCAAUUGUCUAUAACUACUUGUUAAUACUGUAUAUUAUUAUUGGUAAUCUUUAGUUUUAAUUAUUUGUUCAGAAGACAAAUGGUUUCUUUGUCUGUUUCCAACUUAUCAUAUAUAUAUUCAGUAUUUAUAUUCAAAUAAUGUUGCGUUUAUUUGGCAAAUGAAUAUCUCAUUCCUGUCCAAUCAUUUUAAUAGAUUUGUUCUUCUAUCCUAUUGUUCCAGUUAACAAAAUAUUUUUCAGCUUUUUUUUACAUAAAUAUAUAUAUAUAUAUAUAUAUAUAUAUAUAUAAUUUUUUUUCCUUUUACCACAAUUUCGGUGAUAAAAAUAGUGCAUUCUUAGACAAUCCAUUGAAUUUAAUUAACUUAAUUGUGUUUCGAUUCUGUAUAAUCUACUAUGUGAUAUUGAUUUACAUUUUUUUCUUAUAAACUAUUGAUACCUUGAAUUUCAUUACAUAUCUUUGUAAUCAACAAAUCCUAUAAUCCACUUAUUAGUUAAUCAUGUUCAUUGUUUAUCAUCAUAUUUACAACAGAUUAUGUAUUGAUAUUAUUGUCUGUUGUUUCUAAGCUGAUCAUAUCUAAAGCAAACGUUUGUAAGCAUACAAAGUUGAUGAUAGAGUGAUAUGCAUUUUUUUCUCUUCAAGUAUCAACUUUUUUUUAUAUAAUUUUAGAUAUCUUUUGUCUCAAAUUUCAUUUAACUGAUUAAUCCUUUAGUUGACUUGUAGUUAACAGGAGAGACAAGACAAUGAAUCGCUUCUUUAUUUUAUUCAUUCCUUUGGAUCAUCUUUAUCAAACGAUGACUUAUAAUUUGAAUUACAAGUGAAUACCUUAUUGAUUUUGUUUUCAUAGAUUUCAGUGUUUUUUCGCUGUUUCUUUUUUUGCAUCUUGGUCACUGUGGUUUGGUUAGCUUCGUAUUCUUUUUGGUUUUACGAAAUCAGAAAUUUAUUUAACGGAAAAACAUGUUUUCUUUUAAACACAUACACACAAAGAUGCACAUACGAAUACAUACGUGCACAUUUACAUACAUUACAUAUUUUCAUAAGUGAUUGCACAAUUUUUUUCGCGUUAAUAAAUAAGAUUCUACUUUUUUCCCUUUAUACCUUUACACACAUUUAAUAAACAUUUUGAAGAAAUUCAACGGUUUACGUUGUGAUUCAUUUAGUUUCUGGGAGGAAGUGCGAGGUUGUUGACUAAUCGAAAUGUCCGAUAUUUUUAAUAAGAUGUUGACUUAAGUGUUUUAUGUGCUUUUAUUACAAAUCGUUGAGAAAAAUUAGUGAAAACAAAUGUGGUUAUCAAAUAAUCCUGAGUCUCUUUUGAACGUUUAUCUUAU